Molecule: messenger RNA, 1126 nt
Organism: Lathyrus oleraceus (garden pea)
Lineage: Eukaryota; Viridiplantae; Streptophyta; Magnoliopsida; Fabales; Fabaceae
Product: ATP-dependent Clp protease proteolytic subunit-related protein 2, chloroplastic
Exons: 9
Coding region: 79-936 (285 amino acids)
Biological process (GO): protein quality control for misfolded or incompletely synthesized proteins
Cellular component (GO): endopeptidase Clp complex
Molecular function (GO): serine-type endopeptidase activity; ATPase binding; ATP-dependent peptidase activity
Source: RefSeq, a predicted model, not a curated record
UUAUUAGACGAUGGUUGAAAUUUUGAAACACAACACAACUUUCAUUUCCCUAUCCACUACCUCGUCGUUCACUUCAACAUGGCGGUUUCACCUUACGCCGCCGUUUCAACCCCUCGUGUUUGUUCUCCACCUAGUGUUUCCACUAAAAUCUACUCUGGAUUGAAACUCCAAUCUUCACGUUCUUUUGGAGCGUCUUCCGUUUCAUCUAGCGUAAAUGCUCAGUUUUUCGGUAAAGUUAACAAAGUUCUCAAUUUCCGGUAUGCUAACCAGAAACCAGUUAGGGCACAAUUUCUAAUGAUGCCCAUUGGAACUCCUAGAGUACGCUAUAAAACACCCGGUGAAGAUUCUUGGCAAUGGAUUGAUUUAUGGAAUGCCCUUUAUCGAGAACGUGUUGUCUUCAUUGCACAAGAGAUAAAUGAAGAAUUUAGUAAUCAAAUAUUGGCAACUUUGCUGUAUCUUGACAGUAUAGAUAACACCAGGUUUCUCUAUUUGUACAUUAAUGGUCCUGGUGGGGAGCUUACACCAUGCUUGGCUCUCUAUGAUACCAUGCAGAGCUUGGAGACUCCUAUAGCCACUCAUUGUGUGGGCCAAGCUUAUAAUAUGGCAUCAUUUCUUCUUGCAGCUGGACAAAAGGGAAAACGUACUGCAAUGCCUCUUUCAAGAAUUGCUCUCCAAUCUCCAGCAGGAUCUGCUCGUGGUCGGGCGGAUGAUAUUCGAAAUGAAGCAGAUGAACUUCUUAGAAUCAGAGAUUACGUUUUCAAGGAGUUAGCGAGCAAAACAGGCCAGCCUUUUGAGAAGAUUGCCGAAGACUUGAAAAGGAUAAAACGGUUUGAUGCACAAGGGGCCAUUGACUAUGGGCUCAUUGACAAAAUUGUAAGGCCACCCCGCAUAAAAGCUCAUGCAUCUCACGAGGAUGCAGGCGCAGGCAUUGGUUAAGACCUCUUAGUUUACAGUCCUUUUAUAUUUGCAGAACCAGAGUGUUUCACAUUCUAUUUCCUUAGUCAACUUUGGGGAUAUGUAUAAUCUUUGGUAGUCAUAUUCUGUUCAUAUCUUGAUGCUCGGUGCUUGAAUUCCAACUCUUACUGAAUGAACCAAUCCAAGGUACCUGUAUUGUGAAACUUUACUA